This is a messenger RNA of Papilio polytes (common Mormon), 1039 nucleotides long. It is a transcript of the gene Ddrgk1, whose product is annotated as DDRGK domain-containing protein 1. The record is from RefSeq and is a predicted model, not a curated record. NCBI's taxonomy places the organism in Eukaryota, Metazoa, Arthropoda, Insecta, Lepidoptera, Papilionidae. The transcript has 6 exons. Bases 111 to 995 code for a protein of 294 amino acids.
UUAGUUUUUAUUUUAUUCCUGUAAAUAUUCUUUACAUUACAUAAUAUUUAAAAUAUUAAAUUCAUGCUCGUCUAAUAAAAUUAUUAAAAUACGUAAUUUUCUUAAAGAAAAUGGAUCCAGUUUUUCUGACUGUAGCUAUAAUUAGUGGCUUAAGUUUGAUUAUAUUUACAUUUGCGUUUUUCCGUUCAUUUAAAGACCGACCUCAACCUCGAGCUACUAAACCCACCGCAGUUGCGCCACGCGAUGGAGGCCCCAGCAGGGUACAAGCUGUCAGGAAUCAGAGGGCUCGGAUGAGAGCUAAUGCCGCACGUCAUCAAGCAGCACUGAUUGAAGAGGAGCCCGCUGCAGUGGAGGCAGCAGAGGUUGAAGAAGAAACUGCUUCUAGUAGUCAGAAUGUAGAAUUUGUAGACAAAAUGGGGGCUAAGAAACGGGCAAAAGUAGAAGCUAAAAUGGAAAAGAAGAAAGCUAAAGAGGCCGAAGAUCAAAUGAGGGAAAUGAGGAAAAUGGAAGAACAGAAGCUUGAAGAAGAAAAAAGAAAACUAGACGAGCAGAGAGAAGAAGAAGAACGAAAAGCAGAGGAAGCAGAAAAAAAGGCAGAGGAAGAACGUAAGAAACGUGAACAAGAGGAAUAUGAAGCAAUGAAGGCAGCUUUCACUGUGGAAGGAGAAGGUUAUGAUGAGAAUGAGGAAGAAAAUAAAGAUAAUAUGCUGAAAGAUUUUAUUGAUUAUAUUAAGGCACAAAAGGUUGUCUUACUCGAAGAUUUGGCAGCACAUUUUAAGUUGAAAACUCAAGCUGCGAUCGACAGAAUAACUGAUCUCCAAGCGACAGGCGAACUUACAGGAGUUAUUGACGACAGGGGAAAGUUUAUUUAUAUCUCUCAAAAAGAAUUAGAAGAUGUAGCAAAGUUUAUAAAACAACGUGGGCGAGUGUCCAUCACAGACUUAGCCGAGUCAAGCAAUGAAUUAAUUAACUUGAAUCCAGUUGCUGUGUCUUAAUUUAAAUUUGUCACAAAAGCCAUUUUACUAAAUGUAUAUAAAAU